Funneliformis mosseae is the source of this 849-nucleotide messenger RNA. Lineage: Eukaryota; Fungi; Glomeromycota; Glomeromycetes; Glomerales; Glomeraceae. The record is from the annotation of a GenBank genome assembly.
AUGGCACAAACCUUGGCUGAAUCAGCUCUAUCACAACACUUUUUUAAAUUUAAAAGACCAUUAUGGAUAGUCUUAUAUAAAUCUGGCCAUUUUAGAGUAACCAUUGUUAUGUCAAUCGCGAAAAAUAAGCUAAUUGAUGGCAUAGAUAACAAUAACUGGCUAGAUUUAAAGAAGAAAGAAGAACAUAUCAGCAAUAUGGAAUGCCUUGCAAUUCUUGGUCUCAUCUUUGUUUGGAUAUUGUUCCUCAAACAGGAAACAGACUUGAUCAUUCCUUUGAUAUUGGAUAUUGGGAUUAAUGACCCUAUUAUGUCAAACAAUAUUUUAUAUGUUCUGAUCUCUGUGAAGUAUUAUCAAAAAAGCACAGAUACUAAUUACUCCAACAAUGCAACAAGCAUGAAUUCACUAUCAAAUGUUAGAAUAGAACAAUUAUCCACCUUAUUAUUCCUAUCAUUAUAUAUGCAAUUCAGUAUUAACAUGUCAGGUGUAGAUGAAGAAUAUCACUUUCCGCAACAAGGUCUUUCUGGGCAUUUGCCACAAAAACAGAAAUGGAAAUCUAAUGUCAAAGAUAAUGAAGUGAAUAACAGUGAUGACAGGAAUCAGUUGCUGAACACUAUGCAACCAUUAGUGUAUACGUCAGAGAAAUCUGCUAUAAGUUCACAAUCGCAUUCAACUCUUAGGAUAGAAACUAAUAUUCAUUAUAGAAUCAUAAAAAGUGAAAGUUCUUUAAUACCAGCAUCUUUUAAUUCAAUAAAGCAAAAACUUAUUUCUAAUUCAAAGGAUUUUAAUAUUAAAAUCACACGAGUUAUUGAAGAAGGCAGAAGAUAUCUCCAGGAGAAAGUAACAAAGUAA